Molecule: messenger RNA, 603 nt
Organism: Pyrenophora tritici-repentis Pt-1C-BFP
Lineage: Eukaryota; Fungi; Ascomycota; Dothideomycetes; Pleosporales; Pleosporaceae
Source: RefSeq, a predicted model, not a curated record
AUGUCGUCUGGAUUCUCCGAACAGGUACCGGCCUCCGCCUCUGGAGAUAGCAAAGAUGGGAGGUCUGGCUCCUCAACAGGCGACUGCGAUACUCUAUUUUCAUGGCGACCUUCAGUGACAGCAAAGAAACAAGAGGAGCAAAACAGGAGCCGAUACUUUAACAUGGACGACGAUAUCACACAAGCCAGUGCUUCUGCUUUUGCGAUUAGUCCUAUAUCGCAUAGCAGACCGCGACGACCCAAGGGUAGCUAUAGACAAUCAUCCUCCACGCAAAAAAUACCCCGCGACAUAAAACCACCACAUACCACUCCGCACACACCAUCCCCACGGACGCAGUCCUUUACAGAUACUAGUCUCUGCGAAGAUGGCUGGCUUGAAAUAAAGGGUACAAUCAGCGCCCCUUCGUCGGUUAUUGAGGCAAAUAUGUCUAUUGCUUUACGAUUUGAAAUGCUAGAGGUAGAGCUGGAGAAGGCGUCAUCGGAAAAAGAAAGGGAGCAGAUGGUAACAGAGGCUGUUGAAGUUAGGGCUAAGAGAGCUUUGGAAAGGCAUAUGUCAUGGGAGAGAAGUGAUGAGAUGUGGGAUUUGGACAAAGGCGACCAGUAG